Iphiclides podalirius (scarce swallowtail) is the source of this 1164-nucleotide messenger RNA. The record is from the annotation of a GenBank genome assembly. NCBI's taxonomy places the organism in Eukaryota, Metazoa, Arthropoda, Insecta, Lepidoptera, Papilionidae.
AUGCCAGACUGGCGAUACAACGUGCUGUCGACGAGCGAGGCGUUUCUGGACGCGAGUGGGCCGCCCCGGGAUCCUCUCGUGGCCAGCUACCCGCGCCGGGCCGACCGCUCGCGACCUCUGAACACCUGCCCCUACACAACAAUAUUCCUGGGCACCCGAUCGCACGUCCCCUACCGCCUGCCGCCACAUUCCGACUCCGGCGACCCCUACGCAGACGCCUACUCCGUUGACCGCUCCUCCAACCUAACGGACACGUCGAGCUUCGCCCGCUACGAGGACUGUCGUCCGCAGAUAGACGACGCGCUAUCCGAAGGGAACGAACAGGCGUACCCCGCGGACGAUGCGACCGACGGAAGCGUAUCGCUGCAAGUCCAGAAAGUGCCAUACACCUCCAGCGUUUUCUACAUUUCCACCAAAACGGACGCCGUGCAGAAGGAUGGCCAGGGGAACAAUCUGUUCCUUGUCGAGGCCUCCGACUCGGACGCCCUGUCGACCUGUACAUGCGACAGCUUUGAGCGCUGCGAGUUCGACUGCAGGGACUUCGAGCCGUUCUCGGACACGUGCUGCUGCGACCCGCUUAGCGACGGGGUGUGCAGUCGCAGCCCGAAAGCGGUCGAGUCCCCGGAGGACUUCUGCGAGAAGACCGUUGAGGAAGACGGCGCGUCCGCGCGCAGCGAUAUGGACGGCCUCGAUCUGACUCUGUUCGAGCCGGCACGGGCGGCGGCCAAUGAGUCUGAGGCUUGUUCAAAUGCACAGAACGCGCGGGUGGUUACCGCGGCUCUGUGCGGCGUAUUGUUUGCACUGCCGGAGCCUACUAUCGACGCGGCGCCGAGUGCUUUGAGCGGAGCGGCAGUGGGUGUGCCGCCUUCUUGGGAACCUUUCUACUGCGUGCUGCAGCAAGACCGACGCACUCUUACCGCCUACACCAGCGAGGAGCUUGCUUCGUUUCCGGGAUUCUAUGUGGACCGAAAGACAUCAAACAACAAUGGCGAAUACUCAACACGAAGCUUGCCUCGGGUCAGAAUAGACACUGGUUCAAACGCAGCGAACGCGGGAGUAAGAUUGCGAUGUUGGGCAGCACCGCCUUCUAUAACCGAGGAGGAAGUCGAAGAUGAUAUUGAAGAGGAUGCUGUUUCGCUACGAGCAGUGCCCGUUCAAGGUACG